UCCAUUCCAAAUCCAAUUUCUUAUCCCAUCGUAUUCUGCUUCGUCGUGGAGUUUGAAUCAAUUGGGAGAUGUCGAUAAGGAGUAUAAUCCAGGACAUGAAGUUCUCGCGGUCGCAGCGGGUGGUGCAGGACUCGGCGGCUCGGCCGGGCGGCCAGGCGGUGGGGGAGUCGUUGAAGCAGAGCUGCUGGGCUCAGAUGCCUCAGGAGUUACUCAGAGAGGUUCUGGUCAGAAUCGAGGCUUCGGAGGCCGCCUGGCCGCCGCGCAAGAGCGUCGUCGCCUGCGCCGGUGUCUGCCGGAGUUGGAGACACCUCACCAAGGAGAUCGUCAAGGCUCCUGAACUCUCUGGAAAGUUGACCUUCCCCAUCUCCGUCAAGCAGCCUGGUCCAAGGGAUGAUCUCGUGCAGUGCUUUAUCAAACGGAACCGUUCCGACCAAACAUAUUAUCUUUUUCUUGGUUUGACCCCUGCUCUAAUUGACGAAGGCAAGUUCCUACUUGCUGCGCGCAAGUUUAAACGCCCCACCUGCACUGAUUAUGUUAUCUCACUGUAUGCUGAUGAUAUGUCAAAGGGGAGCAGCUACUAUGUUGGGAAACUGAGAUCAAACUUCUUGGGAACAAAGUUUACAAUCUUUGAUGGGCAGCCGAGUCAUUCGGGAGCCAAGAUUGCAAAAAGUCGCUCCACUAGGCUUGUCAAUUUGAAACAAGUUUCCCCUAGAGUCCCUGCUGGCAACUAUCCGGUGGCUCAAAUCCAAUAUGAACUAAAUAUGUUGGGUUCCAGGGGUCCGAGGAGAAUGCAGUGUACCAUGGAUUCAAUUCCAUCCUCUUCAAUUGAGCCUGGAGGAGUAGCCCCCACACAGGCAGAGUUUUCACAUAGCAAUGCAGAAUUAUUUCCAUCCCUCUCAUUUAAUCGAUCGAAAUCAAACCGCAUGGAGAGUUUCCUGUCAGGGCCUUUGGCCAGACAGAAAGAUGGGGUGCUGGUGUUAAGAAACAAGUCUCCUCGGUGGCAUGAGCAACUCCAGUGUUGGUGUUUGAACUUUCAUGGACGAGUAACAGUUGCUUCAGUGAAGAACUUUCAGUUGGUGGCUUCUCCGGAAAAUGGACCCCCUGGGCCAGAACACGAGAAGAUCAUCCUCCAAUUUGGAAAAGUGGGCAAGGAUCAAUUUACCAUGGAUUACCGGUAUCCAAUAUCAGCGUUCCAGGCAUUUUCAAUCUGCCUCAGCAGCUUUGACACCAAGAUUGCCUGUGAAUAAAGGUAUAGGUUUAAAAGAUGAAUCUUUCUGAGUCUGGUAAUUAGUUUUGAACCUAAGUUGACCAACUAUUAUAUACUUGAACACAACUCUUUCACCCCAGUGCCCAUAACACUUCCAGAAUCCAUACGGUUGUUUGUGCUUUGUAAUGUUGAUGGAGUCGGUUGGUCUUUAGGUGCCAAUAUCUGCUAAACGAGUAUGAUUGACUCUUAUCUUUUUCUCGUAUUCUAGUAGCAGUUAGGUUUAAAGGUCACUUAGUGGGUUGAGUUCAAUGAGGCCGUUCACUGAAGGCGUUCGUAGUGCUGGGAUUGGCAGGCAUACAGCGUGCUCAGACGCUCCAGACCUUCGUGGAUCAUGAUUUUGCCAAACCCCGGAGUUCUGGAAUAUAAAGGUGGAGAACUUUGGUUCUUUGUCACUCCUCCAUGUGCUGUAAAUUUUACGUUUUGAAUGUAUAUACUGGCUAUUUUAACAAAACCCUGUUUUCCUGAAAUUUGACCACAUUUAAUUUUAUAUGUACAUUUUGUUUCGUCCAA
Malus domestica (apple) is the source of this 1777-nucleotide messenger RNA. It is a transcript of the gene TLP5, whose product is annotated as tubby-like F-box protein 3. The record is from RefSeq and is marked provisional. Lineage: Eukaryota; Viridiplantae; Streptophyta; Magnoliopsida; Rosales; Rosaceae. Gene Ontology annotation, molecular function: protein binding.